AUGCCUUUUAUAGGAAUUGUUGACCCUCCACCUAGCCCCAACUUAACUCUGACCAAGGACUUGUCCAUCGGACGCCAAUCUUAUCCACAAAACUAUCCUAGUGUGCUAAUUUUGAAUGAAAACCUUGAUCGAUUUGGAGGCGAUUUGGAGAAUCACACUUUUUCACCAGCCGACUCUUAUCGUCUUAAUGUGACCAAAGGGCCUGAUGCUGAUCUCAAUUCUUUUGGUUUGUCUGGCUUGUCCAUAUUCUCUAGGGUCGAACUCGAGGCUGGCAUGAUAACGGAUGUCGUUUCACAGCUUUCUCAAUAUACUAAACGCGUAGUCGACAUAUAUGUGCCGCAGAUCACAUCAAUUAAUCCGAUAUCAGAAGGGGUUGCCCUCGAUUGUGAGAAGCAUCCAAAUGGCUUAUCAGCUCCUCAAAUGAAUAGUCUUUAUACUCAAACUCAAUCAAAUCUCCGAUCACUAUCAACACCUGUGGAAACUGCAAACUGUACAUGCUUCGUUUCUAUUCUACCUUCCCUUGAACAGCUGGUUGAUUCUUUUAACACAAUAAAAAAACGCUGCACUCAUUAUCCUAAAAAUUCAUUAGAUACUAACAGUAUACGUCCAUCCGAUUCUUACCCAAGGUUCAGUAAAGCAAAAAAAGCUGAUCUUCCAACUUGCCUAACUCGACCUACUGGCUCUGCAAAUAGUCUUUUAUCACCCAGCACCACAUUUACCCCUGGGGAUUCUAGCAUAUGCAUAUCUGCCAAUUCUUUUGCGAAUUUUUCACAUUGCGAAUUUCAACGUUAUCAGCAGCAUCCAAGUUUCCCAAGCAACGGUAAUCUUUCUCAUCUUGAUUUUUGUAAUUCCUUGCAUGACAUUCCCCAUUCGGAAUUAUCUAAUCCUUAUACUUUGAGAUCAACUAACUAUCAUUCUGAGGCUAACAGUGCUUUUUCCAGAAGAUCAAAGAAUUUUGCCACCAUUGUCGACUCUUUCCGGGACCUUGAUACUGAAUUAGAUGAGUUAUCUUCUGAGGCACGAGGGUUCGUCAUCCUAAUUUUAUCCUCAUUUCUCUUUAUGCCUAUAUGA
This is a messenger RNA of Protopolystoma xenopodis, 1071 nucleotides long. NCBI's taxonomy places the organism in Eukaryota, Metazoa, Platyhelminthes, Monogenea, Polystomatidea, Polystomatidae. The record is from the annotation of a GenBank genome assembly.